AUGGCGUGUCGAAACGUGAUGUCCUUCAACAUCCUCAUCGGCGGCCUCAUCCACAACGGGGACAUCAACGCUGCCCGCAAGCUGUUCGAUGAAAUGCCGGAGAGGAACCUCGCCACCUGGAACGCCAUGAUUGCCGGGCUGGCUCACUUCGAGCUCGACGAGGAGGGACUCGAGUGCUUCCUGAGGUCGAGGAGGGAGGGCCUGCGUCCCGAUGAGUUUGGUUUGGGGAGCACCUUGCGAUGCUGCGCCAGAUUGAAGGAUGCAGGUUCUGGUCGCCAAAUCCAUGCCUUCGUGGUUAUCAAUGGGUUUGAGCAGGACAUGUGUGUUGGGAGCUCUCUAGCUCACAUGUACAUGAGAAGUGGUCAUCUUGAAGAAGGAGAAAGGGUUCUGAGAGGAUUGUCUUUCCUCAAUGUGGUCUCUUGCCAUACUGUGAUUGCAGGAAGAGCACAAAAUGGGGACCCUGAAGGGGCCUUCCACCAUUUCAUCCUCAUGAAGAAUGUCGGAUUGUUGCCAGACCAUAUUGGAGGGGAGUUGAUGGACUACAUCAUCGUACUUCAUGGUUCCAAAGCAGUUAAGACAUUUUGCAGCCGAAUGCAUUUUUCUCUAGGUGCUGGUCUUAGUGCUGCAGCAGGGCCUAUUGGUAGAGUCUUGGAAGUAGAUCCAAGAGCUGGAGAUAAAGGGUACAAAUUGCUAGUGAACAUUGAAGAUAUCACACUUUUUUAUGAGUUGGAGUCAAUAUCUGCUAAUUGUCUGGUUGCUUAUAUGUGGUCGAGCAAUGCGUGA
This is a messenger RNA of Zingiber officinale, 783 nucleotides long. RefSeq names its product pentatricopeptide repeat-containing protein At2g41080-like. The record is from RefSeq and is a predicted model, not a curated record. Gene Ontology annotation, molecular function: protein binding; RNA binding. The transcript has 4 exons. NCBI's taxonomy places the organism in Eukaryota, Viridiplantae, Streptophyta, Magnoliopsida, Zingiberales, Zingiberaceae. Gene Ontology annotation, biological process: RNA modification. Bases 1 to 783 code for a protein of 260 amino acids.